CCCGCGCGGCCGCCGGUCCCCGCCCCUCCGCCAUGGCCGAUGUGGAGGACGGGGACGAGCCCGGCGCCCCCCACUCGCUGCCGGGCUCCGCGGGCUCCAAGGCGGGAGCCCCCGACAAGAUGUUCUCGCUGAAGAAGUGGAAUGCGGUGGCCAUGUGGAGCUGGGACGUGGAGUGCGACACCUGCGCCAUUUGCCGGGUGCAGGUCAUGGAUGCCUGUCUUAGAUGUCAAGCUGAAAACAAACAAGAAGAUUGUGUUGUGGUUUGGGGAGAAUGCAAUCAUUCCUUCCACAAUUGCUGCAUGUCCUUGUGGGUGAAACAGAAUAAUCGCUGUCCCCUCUGCCAGCAGGACUGGGUAGUCCAGAGAAUAGGCAAAUAAAAACUGGAAGGAUUUCUUUCCGUUGCAGUUAUUGGAAUGGUGUGUGUGUUAUGCUCUAUGCUCAUGCAGAACAGAAUGAGUCCAUCAGGACAUGACUCACUUGGUUUAUCUGCUCCAAGACCAGAGUGAGUUUGGUGCAGGCCUCUGGCUGCUCAAGGUGCAGUCCAUGGUCAGGCUCACUGCAGGGGUUCCACAAUUCAAACAGGAGAUGCUACUUCAACAAAUGUUAUCUGCUAUGAUGUGAGUGUUGUCUGGAUCAGAGCACAGAAACUUAGAGCAUUUAAUCUUUUUCCAUUGAUAAAUUAAUUAAAUUUAAAGGAUCACCUUACCUGGUCUGAUACACUGCAUAGUUUACUGCAAGGAUAAAGAAAACGUUUCCUAUGUACCAUUGUAUGCAAAAUCACAGUCAAUGUGCUUUUUAAGAAAGUAUUCUGAGUUUUAAUCUAAAAUUAACAGUGUGUAAAACAUUUGUCAUGUGCUUUUCUCAUCACACUGUAUUAAACAUUUCUAAUUUAGGUUUUCUUUAUGACUUUCGUUUUGUUGUAUCUCUAAAUCUGUUGCUCUGUUAUAUUCUGUACAUGAUUUCUACAACCAUAACAUUAAAAUGUUACCAUGUUAAUGACUGUUUUAUUUGAAUUUCUGUUAGUGACCAUGGAGACAUGUAUUUUUAAUCCAAAGAUUUUUUUGUACAAAUGCAUGUAUUUGAUAUCAGUUAUCUAGAGGUGUAGACAAUCAUGCAGGUUAGCUGAUUAAUAUAAGAAGCAAAAAAAGGUGAUAAUUUAAAUAACCCAAGGAAAGGAAGCACUAAUUAAAUCUAGGGGAAAAUGGUAAAUUGUAAUUUCAGGAAAAUUCAGUUAAUAGAAAUUUCUUUAUUAUCAUCUUUUUAUUGCUCAUAGUGUUUUGGAAGCAUUUUUUUAUUUUUGUGGAAAUCCUGAAUAUAUAAUCUUUGAAAUUUUUCUUACAGCUGUGUAAGUGCUUGCCUGUGACUUAGUCUUUUCCUUAAGUAUCCAAAUUACUAUGAAUCUGAACAUACACUGUGGGAUUUUUAAAAUAUAUGUAACAGAGAGGUAGAAUUAUUGCUUUCAAUCUGUAACAAAUUCAGGCUUAAUAAAAUAGUCAAUCAAUAUGGGUGAAAUUGAAGCACUAUAUUAUGCAUUGUUUACUUCCAAAUUAUCAUCUUUAAUGUUUAAUGUGUUUCUCAGUAGAUAUAUUUCUAUCUAAUUCUAAGUUCAUUUAAAGAGGUUUAUCUUCACUGUAUAAACUAGUUCCAAUCUUUGUGUCAUCAAGCAUAUUGCAGAGUUUACUGUGGUUUUGUUUAAUAUUGUAAUCUUGGUUUUUAAGGUGUUGUGAUUUUUAAAUGUGGCUUUUGUUUAAUUACACACUGAGAUAAAAAAAAUCCCGAGUCACUGUUACACUGUAUCACAUCAGUUGUUAUUAUGCCAGAUGAUGUCUGUCUUAAAACUCAAAACAGAUGUAAAAUAUGUUAACAGUAGUAAUGAAGUGCCUGUAGCAUUUACAUUGUUGUGGAAUAUUUCUCUUUGUGUAAAAGUAGUCCCAAAAUUCUUGCAGAAAAAAGAAGUCGGAAUGGACAUGAAAAUAAAUUUUAAGCUGUCACAGUCAAACUGUAUCUUACCUACCACCUGUUUUCUCUGUCCACAUUUGGACAGAGGCUCCAUCCUGUGACCUCUGGAAAUGCCAUCUAGUCUCAUCAGAGGACUUUAUUCAUUUUUAUUUGGUUUAUAGGUGAAUAUGGAAAGUACCAAGCCCUGCUUUUAGCUCAUGUCACAUGCAUGGCAAGGGUAGCUGAGAAUUACAGUUGUGGAAGAGUUUUUCCGUAGUGUCAGCUCAAAGGGGUGUUGACAAAAAUGAGGUAUUAGGAGAGUUAAUGUUGAAAACAAACUAGCUGAUCUUUUUGUGUAUCUAUCUGCAUAUUAUAAGUAUCUUGUUGACCAGUAAUUAAGGUUGAUUGAGAACAUAAGGUUUUUUUAAUUUUAAAUCCUGCAUAUUUUCUCCGUGAUUUAGUGAUUAGCCCAAGUCCCAGUCUUUGAGCUCUAUGCCAGAGAAUUUUUCUAAAUCAUACCCUGAUAUGCCUCAUUAGCAUGGUUGUUAGUACAUCCCAGUACAUCCCCGUGUUCAGUUCUGUAAUUAUUCAUCUCUUGUAUAUGCAAAAUAAAUACUUUUUUUGCUUCUCA
This is a messenger RNA of Taeniopygia guttata (zebra finch), 2569 nucleotides long. RefSeq names its product ring finger protein 7 (gene RNF7). The record is from RefSeq and is a predicted model, not a curated record. NCBI's taxonomy places the organism in Eukaryota, Metazoa, Chordata, Aves, Passeriformes, Estrildidae. Gene Ontology annotation, molecular function: zinc ion binding.